CAGCUGAAAGCAGCACUGUGAUGCCUGCACCUCCUCCUCCUGUCCUCUGAGGCGUCACAAUCCUGUUUUCCUCCGCGUUGGGACCAGCAGCAGCAGCAGCAGCAGCAGCAUCAGGCUCGCAGACUGAGACCCGGAUCAGGAGAGUGGAUGUCCCGGCUGUGCGCAGACCUGCUGCCGGAUGCAAAGCCAGCUCAGAGUGUGAUGCAGCUGUGUGAUGGGAGGAUCCGCCGGCCAGGAUGGGCAACAAGCAGACAACCUUCACCGAGGAACAGCUGGAGGCGUAUCAGGACUGCACCUUCUUCACCCGGAAGGAAAUCCUGCGGUUACACGCUCGAUAUCGUGAGCUGGCGCCACAUUUAGUGCCGCUGGACUACACCAACAACCCCGACAUCAAAGUCCCGAUGACGCUCAUCGUCACCAUGCCUGAACUGAAGGAAAACCCGUUUAGAGAGAGAAUCGUGGAGACGUUCUCCGAGGACGGACAGGGGAACCUGAGCUUCAGCGACUUCAUCGAUAUGUUUUCUGCCCUCUGCGAAGCUUCACCCAGAGAGCUCAAGACCAUUUACGCCUUCAAGAUAUACGACUUUAACAGGGACAACUUCAUCUGUAAGGAGGACCUGGAGAAGACCCUGAACAAGCUGACCAAAGGGGAGCUGACGCCCGAGGAGGUCACGCUGGUGUGUGACAAAGCCAUCGAGGAGGCCGACCUCGACGGAGACAACAAGCUCUCAUUCGCCGACUUUGAGAACAUGAUCUCCAAGGCUCCUGACUUUCUGAGCAAUUUCCACAUACGAAUAUGAGGCAGCUGAGAUCCUGCAGAGGAAAGACGUCUCUCUUCGACCCCGAUUCCACCUGAACCUCGGACCCAGCUCGACUCAGUGCCUGUCCUUUCUACUGCCGGCGGGGAGUCUUCUUUCCUGAAAGAUCCUGAGACCUGGACUGUCUCGAUCACGCAGUCAUUCCAGAGGGGAUACGGUUACUGCAUGAAGCCUCUCUCUGGGAUGGAUUUUGAACUCAGCUUAGACAGGGCUGACUUUCUUCUCCCCUGUGGACGUUUCCGAUUUUCUGAGAAACAUCUGUGAGGACGGCGCCGCAGUGGAUACAGAACAGGGCUUUUCUGAAUUUAGUGCUUUUCAGAAAGGCCUCAUCCAAAACUGGAUUCUUUUUAAAAGCACAUCUUUAAAGGGCAAAACAGUGAGGAGCUAUGCAAUCUUUCUCCAUAAAGUGCAUGUUGUAAAUUGCUUCUAGCUGGUGAAUUUGUACAUCUGGUUUAGUGAAGCAUUCUGGUGCAUAACGACAAUCAUAGUAAACUGUAGCUCAGUUGAUGGAAGGGCUCUCUCUGUCAUCUCACCUGUACUCCUGGCUUUGAUAAAACUUUUUCCUGCCUCCUACUAACUUGAUAUGACAGCUUUCACUCUUUCAAGACAAAAUAUUUUAUGGCUAGAAUCAAAUAAAAGGUUGUUCUGUCACUCGAUGCUUCACGAGGCUUCUUGUCUGAGAAAACCGAUCCAGGUUCAGGCAAGGGCGCGAGCUGUUCCUCAUCCUGCAGCUAAACACAUCAGGUCUUAACAUUGGUUUGUACCAUCAAGUGUCUAGAGGAAGAACAGGAGGAGGUCCAGGAAUGCUGUUGGUCUGCAGCUUUGAAGGUCUGAAGGUUUGCUCUGCUACAGGAAGACACUUCAAAGCACCUUUCACUGUAAGCCUUUCUCUUAAUGCACAAUUUAUAUGAGAAAUGAUUUACAAUACUGCAUAGUUUCACCUAGUAGGACUCUCACUGGGCUGUUGGUUACAGGGAGCACUGUCAUGCUGGGGGAGGAGGUGGAGGAGCUGCAGUUUGGAUGGGCCGUUCAGUCGUUACACUUUUAGAGCCUGCAGAUAACACGCUAUCUCAAACUUAUCACUUUUGAUUUAAAUACUCUGCUAAUUCACCGAAAGAUUCAAACCCCACAAAAAUCAUUUUAUCACAAAUCUAUUUAUAAUAUAACUUUCCUUCCAGUUCACCCAGCUCAAAUGUCUUCAAAAGAUUUUUCCCCUAAAAUUCUGAACGAGGACUGCAGAAAAGCAGCCAAGAGGAAUUAUUGGCUGGAAUCAUUUGCAUUAUCUGUACCCAGUCAUGUCUAACAAUAGAGGAAUGACUACUCCUGUUCUGACCUCUAGAGACGUGAUCCAGUCUACAGAUCAGUUAGCGUAGCUGCUAGUGGUCUCCUAUUAACUGUGGGGUCAGAGCCAGCUGUAGUGAUUCAAGGAAUAAGAAAUAGAUGUGUAAAGACGGAGCUUCAGACAUCCGUCUGUACUAAGAGGCCUGGAAUUACUGGGAAACUAGAAGGUACAAGAUGAGUUCACCUCUCCUUCACAGUACAGUCAGCUGGCUGUGAGUUUGAACUCUGGGUGGUGUGAAUAAGCUGAAGCGCCUCCUCCUGCAGCUGCUGUUCAGGUCAGGCUGCAGAGGCACAUCCGUCCUGAUUAUCAUGAGCAGCCAACUGUAGUGAAGACACGGCGUUCCUGCUGCUGCAGCACAGCAGCCUUCAUCUGCUGGAUUACACAACCUCCACCAGGACACACCUGACAUUUACAGGUACAGCACACUGCACGCAGGGCAGGAUGAGCACCCCGCAAGGCCACCAGUCUGUAAUGAUCUAUGCAGCAUAUGCUAAUCUCAACCAGGAUAACAAAAAGAUUAAAUGUCGAUUUUUGCCAAACGAGGUUUCUCUCUCUGCAGUGAUGGUGGAGAAACGUGAGGUUAGCAUACUGAGUCAGAAGAGUCACAACAACAAUAAACAGGAAGUCAGUAAUGUUAGUGUGUCAGCAGGUGGAGCUGCAGUAGUAGCACUUUAGUAGCACUCUAAUUUGAAUCGUUGACUGAUGCCCUCAGACUAACAACUAAUU
This is a messenger RNA of Haplochromis burtoni (Burton's mouthbrooder), 2886 nucleotides long. RefSeq names its product calcium and integrin-binding family member 2. The transcript is spliced from 6 exons. NCBI's taxonomy places the organism in Eukaryota, Metazoa, Chordata, Actinopteri, Cichliformes, Cichlidae. Gene Ontology annotation, molecular function: calcium ion binding. The record is from RefSeq and is a predicted model, not a curated record. Bases 237 to 800 code for a protein of 187 amino acids.